AUGCUAUCCAUCCACCACGCUAUCCCUCCAUCACGCUAUCCCUCCACCACGCUAUCCCUCCACCACGCUUUCCCUCCACCACGUUUUCCCUCCACCACGCUAUCCCUCCACCACGCUAUCCCUCCACCACACUAUCCCUCCAUCACGCUUUCCCUCCACCACGCUAUCCCUCCAUCACGCUAUCCCUCCAUCACGCUUUCCCUCUCCACGCUUCCCUCCACCACGCUUCCCUCCACCACGCUAUCCCUCCACCACGCUAUCCCUCCACCAAGCUAUCCCUCCAUCACGCUUUCCCUCCACCACGCUAUCCCUCCACCACGCUAUCCCUCCACCACGCUAUCCCUCCACCACGCUAUCCCUCCACCACGCUAUCCCUCCACCACACUAUCCCUCCAUCACGCUUUCCCUCCACCACGCUAUCCCUCCACCACACUAUCCCUCCAUCACGCUAUCCCUCCAUCACUCUAUCCCCCACCAAGCUAUCCCUCCAUCACGCUAUCCCUCCACCACGCUAUCCCUCCACCACGCUAUCCCUCCACCACGCUAUCCCUCCACCACGCUAUCCCUCCACCACGCUAUCCCUCCACCACGCUAUUUCUCCAUCACGCUAUCCCUCCACCACGCUAUCCCUCCACCACGCUAUCCCUCCACCACGCUAUCCCUCCACCACGCUAUCCCUCCACCACGCUAUUUCUCCAUCACGCUAUCCCUCCACCACACUAUCCCUCCACCACGCUAUCCCUCCACCACGCUAUCCCUCCACCACGCUAUUUCUCCACCACGCUAUCCCUCCACCACACUAUCCCUCCACCACGCUAUCCCUCCACCACGCUUUCCCUCCACCACGCUAUCCCUCCACCACGCUAUCCCUCCACCACGCUAUCCCUCCACCACGCUAUCCCUCCAUCACGCUAUCCCUCCACCACACUAUCCCUCCACCACGCUAUCCCUCCACCACGCUAUCCCUCCACCACGCUAUCCCUCCACCACGCUAUCCCUCCACCACGCUAUCCCUCCACCACGCUAUCCCUCCACCACGCUAUCCCUCCACCACGCUAUCCCUCCACCACACUAUCCCUCCAUCACUCUAUCCCUCCACCACGAUAUCCCUCCACCACGCUAUCCCUCCACCACGCUAUCCCCCCGCCAAGCUAUUCCUCCACAAUGCCAUCCCUCCACCAUGCCAUCCCUCCACCACACUAUCCCUCCACUACGCUAUCCCUCCACCAAGCUAUCCCUCCACCACGCUAUCCCUCCAUCAUGCUAUCUCUCCAUCACGCUAUCCCUCCACCACGCUAUCCCUCCACCAUGCCAUCCCUCCACUAG
Oncorhynchus keta (chum salmon) is the source of this 1326-nucleotide messenger RNA. RefSeq lists its product as uncharacterized. Bases 1 to 1326 code for a protein of 441 amino acids. NCBI's taxonomy places the organism in Eukaryota, Metazoa, Chordata, Actinopteri, Salmoniformes, Salmonidae. The record is from RefSeq and is a predicted model, not a curated record. The transcript has a single exon.